Messenger RNA from Odobenus rosmarus divergens (Pacific walrus), 3557 nucleotides. RefSeq names its product glutamate receptor, ionotropic, kainate 5 (gene GRIK5). Bases 30 to 2972 code for a protein of 980 amino acids. Gene Ontology annotation, molecular function: kainate selective glutamate receptor activity; transmitter-gated monoatomic ion channel activity involved in regulation of postsynaptic membrane potential. The transcript is spliced from 19 exons. Gene Ontology annotation, biological process: modulation of chemical synaptic transmission; monoatomic ion transport; synaptic transmission, glutamatergic. Gene Ontology annotation, cellular component: kainate selective glutamate receptor complex; postsynaptic membrane; presynaptic membrane. The record is from RefSeq and is a predicted model, not a curated record. Lineage: Eukaryota; Metazoa; Chordata; Mammalia; Carnivora; Odobenidae.
AGCUGCGUCCCCAUGAGGAGGGGAGGAAGAUGCCGGCUGAGCUGCUGCUGCUGCUGAUUGUUGCCUUCGCCAGCCCCAGCUGCCAGGUGCUCUCAUCGCUGCGCAUGGCUGCAAUCCUGGACGACCAGACGGUGUGCGGCCGCGGUGAGCGUCUGGCCCUGGCUCUGGCCCGGGAGCAGAUCAACGGGAUCAUCGAGGUCCCAGCCAAGGCCCGGGUGGAAGUAGAUAUCUUUGAGCUUCAGCGGGACAGCCAGUACGAGACCACGGACACCAUGUGUCAGAUCCUGCCCAAGGGGGUCGUGUCUGUCCUGGGGCCCUCCUCCAGCCCUGCGUCUGCCUCCACCGUGAGCCAUAUCUGUGGGGAGAAGGAGAUCCCCCACAUCAAGGUGGGUCCCGAGGAGACACCCCGCCUGCAGUACCUGCGCUUCGCGUCCGUCAGCCUGUACCCCAGUAACGAGGACGUCAGCCUGGCGGUCUCCCGCAUCCUCAAGUCCUUCAACUACCCCUCGGCCAGCCUCAUCUGCGCCAAGGCCGAGUGCCUGUUGCGGUUGGAGGAGCUGGUGCGUGGCUUCCUCAUCUCCAAGGAGACGCUGUCGGUGAGGAUGCUGGACGACAGCCGGGACCCCACACCGCUGCUCAAGGAGAUCCGCGACGACAAGGUGUCCACCAUCAUCAUUGACGCCAAUGCAUCUAUCUCCCACCUCAUCCUCCGUAAGGCCUCAGAGCUGGGGAUGACCUCAGCAUUUUACAAGUACAUCCUCACCACCAUGGACUUCCCCAUCCUGCACCUGGACGGGAUCGUGGAGGACACCUCCAACAUCCUGGGCUUCUCCAUGUUCAACACUUCACAUCCCUUCUACCCCGAGUUUGUGCGUAGCCUCAACAUGUCCUGGAGGGAGAACUGUGAAGCCAGCACCUACCCAGGUCCUGCGCUGUCUGCGGCCCUGAUGUUUGAUGCCGUGCACGUGGUGGUGAGCGCCGUCCGGGAGCUGAACCGUAGCCAAGAGAUCGGCGUGAAGCCGCUGGCCUGUACGUCGGCCAACAUUUGGCCCCACGGAACCAGCCUGAUGAACUACCUGCGCAUGGUAGAGUAUGAUGGGCUGACUGGGCGGGUCGAGUUCAACAGCAAAGGGCAGAGGACCAACUACACCCUGCGCAUCCUGGAGAAGUCCCGGCAGGGCCACCGCGAGAUCGGGGUAUGGUACUCUAACCGGACCCUGGCCAUGAAUGCCACCACCCUGGACAUCAACCUGUCGCAGACGCUGGCCAACAAGACGCUGGUGGUCACGACCAUUCUGGAGAACCCGUACGUCAUGCGCCGGCCGAACUUCCAGGCCCUGUCUGGGAAUGAGCGUUUCGAGGGCUUCUGCGUGGACAUGCUGCGAGAGCUGGCCGAGCUCCUGCGCUUCCGUUACCGUCUGCGGCUGGUGGAGGACGGGCUGUACGGGGCGCCCGAGCCCAACGGCUCCUGGACAGGCAUGGUCGGCGAGCUCAUCAACCGGAAGGCGGACCUGGCAGUGGCGGCAUUCACCAUCACGGCCGAGCGGGAGAAGGUCAUCGACUUCUCCAAACCCUUCAUGACCCUGGGGAUCAGCAUCCUCUACCGAGUGCAUAUGGGUCGCAAGCCUGGCUACUUCUCCUUCCUGGACCCCUUCUCCCCUGCUGUGUGGCUCUUCAUGCUUCUCGCCUACCUGGCCGUCAGCUGCGUCCUGUUCCUGGCCGCAAGGCUGAGCCCCUAUGAGUGGUAUAACCCCCACCCGUGUCUGCGGGCGCGCCCCCACAUCCUGGAGAACCAGUACACGCUGGGCAACAGCCUCUGGUUCCCCGUGGGGGGCUUCAUGCAGCAGGGCUCGGAGAUCAUGCCCCGGGCGCUGUCCACGCGCUGCGUCAGUGGAGUCUGGUGGGCCUUCACCUUGAUCAUCAUCUCCUCCUACACGGCCAACCUGGCCGCCUUCCUCACUGUACAGCGCAUGGAGGUGCCCGUGGAGUCAGCCGAUGACCUGGCCGACCAGACAAACAUUGAGUAUGGGACCAUCCAUGCUGGCUCCACCAUGACCUUCUUUCAGAAUUCGCGGUACCAGACAUACCAGCGUAUGUGGAACUACAUGCAGUCAAAGCAACCCAGUGUGUUUGUCAAGAGCACGGAAGAAGGCAUCGCCCGUGUUCUCAACUCCCGCUACGCCUUCCUGCUCGAGUCCACCAUGAACGAGUACCACCGGCGGCUCAACUGCAACCUCACCCAGAUCGGGGGCCUCCUCGACACCAAGGGCUACGGCAUUGGCAUGCCACUGGGCUCCCCAUUCCGGGAUGAGAUCACUUUGGCCAUCCUGCAGCUUCAGGAGAACAACCGGCUGGAGAUCCUGAAGCGCAAGUGGUGGGAGGGGGGCCGGUGCCCCAAGGAGGAGGAUCAUCGCGCUAAAGGUUUGGGCAUGGAGAACAUUGGUGGCAUUUUUGUCGUGCUCAUCUGUGGCCUCAUCAUUGCUGUCUUUGUGGCGGUCAUGGAAUUCAUUUGGUCCACGCGGAGGUCGGCGGAGUCCGAAGAGGUGUCGGUGUGCCAGGAGAUGCUGCAGGAGCUGCGGCACGCGGUGUCUUGCCGCAAGACGUCGCGUUCCCGUCGGCGCCGGCGCCCGGGCGGCCCGAGCCGGGCCCUGCUGUCGCUGCGCGCGGUCCGCGAGAUGCGCCUCAGCAACGGCAAGCUCUACUCGGCCGGCGCGGGCGGGGAUUCGGGCGGCGCGCACGGGGGCCCCCAGCGCCUCCUGGACGACCCCGGGCCGCCCGGCGGGGCCCGGCCCUCCGCCCCCACGCCCUGCACCCACGUGCGCGUCUGCCAGGAGUGCCGGCGCAUCCAGGCGCUGCGGGCGUCCGGGGCCGGCGCGCCCCCGCGUGGCCUGGGCGCCCCCGCCGAAGCCACCAGUCCGCCCCGGCCGCGGCCCGGCCCCGCGGGCCCCCGCGAGCUGGCCGAGCACGAGUGACCACGGGCGGAGCCGGGCUGGCGGCCGGACUGAUGGCAGGGACGGGGCCCGCCCCAGGCCCGGGCCGCCCCCGCUUCCCCAGUGGACAAGGGACGGGACUUGGGCCCCCGGUGCGCCGGACGCUGCGAUUUUGCCUUCGGCUCACGGUGAAGUCCGAGGCCCGGCUCCGGAGCCUGCCUGCGCCCCCUAGUGGACUCAUCAGAGGGUGCCGCGGACCCUGCACUCCACCCCCGACUGCGGACGAGAGCGCAGGAACCGAGGACUUCAGGGGGCCGGGGAUUGCGGGGCCGUUCCAGAAGCGGAAAGCAGUCCGCGAGGAGAGCCCCAUCCUGGGACUGCUCAGGCUCCCCAAGACUUGACACAAGCCCUCCCCACUUCUGGAGGAGGGGAGGGCCUCUGGGCAGAUGGGUGUCCCCUGGCGCCCCGCGCCCCUCAACUCUUCUCUUUCUCUCUUUUUUUUGGGGAGAAACCUCGGAAUUUCUAUGAGACCCCCCCAGGGAGGAGGUCAGUUGGGCCCCCAUCCCUCCCCCUGCCACAUCCCAGUCCCUGUUGGAAUAAAAAAAAGAACAAAACCCCAAAACUGGG